Ciona intestinalis (vase tunicate) is the source of this 1062-nucleotide messenger RNA. The record is from RefSeq and is a predicted model, not a curated record. NCBI's taxonomy places the organism in Eukaryota, Metazoa, Chordata, Ascidiacea, Phlebobranchia, Cionidae.
ACAAACAAGGUCACGUGAAUCGGUGAAGUCAAGCGUGACAACUCCGCGCAGUUAACCAUAGAUACUGCGUAUUUGUAGUUUUACUCAAGUUAAAAGUGAACUGUUAAUUUUUAUGUCUUUAUUUUAAACCUCAAUAUUUAGGGAAAGAACUGAUAGCAACAUGACGAUUACUAGAGGUGUGAUGAUGAUUCAAAUUCUGUUUUUGUUUAUACUUACAGCCAGAUGUGCGACUGAAAUUUGCGAAGACAUUGUCAACUUAAAAGGGGAAAUGCUGCAAGCUUUUGGAUGUCCAAGGUUGCAUGAGAUGAAGGAGAAUAAAUAUUGCUGCGGAAAUAAAUCUGUUUCUUUAACUUGCUGUAGUAACGAAACUCAAUCAAUAUAUUAUGCAGCAAAAAUGGAAAACCUUUCAAAACCAAGGGACAGUGCUUCCCUCAUUGUUGUUUCAAUAUAUGGUGGAAUCUUGGUUAUUAUUAUGGCAUUGGACUGUGUCUCGCAUUUUGGUGUUUGGAAGAAAAGGCGACAGAAAGGAAAAACAUUUUAAAUAUCAUGUACAUGUUUUUCAAUGGAUCCAGACUGCCAACAUUAAAAUCACUGUGUUAAAUAUAAUUCAUUUACUUCAUAAUAGUACAUCUAAAAGCAGAACAGUAUUUGUAAAAUGUUGUUUAAAUUUGUAAAUUUAUUUUUUAUUGCAUGCUUCACAAGAAGCUCAGUUUUAUUUUUACAAAAUUAAAUGAUUGUACAGUUACAAGAUACUACCUUCAUAUAUUGUGCAUAAAAUGUAAGUUGUAAAGUUUUUCAUGUUGUAACUUGUUCUGAAAUUCUGAAAGGGCAGAACUUAGCUACAUGAUAACGUCUGUAUAUUUGUAGUAUGUAUUAUUAGUUGUGGUAAUGUUUGUAAAAGAAAACUGUAACAUUUGCGUCUUUUUGUAUUCAUUUAGUAUUAGAGCACCUUGCGAUAUCUUUUAUUUUAUCCUCUUAUUUUUGUUGUGCUUUUCUGUGAUAUUUGCAAAUGUUACUUUUUGUAUCUAAUGUGCUUAAAAUAAAACAUCAUAUUCACUGACA